AAGUUAAACAUACUUUAAUUGGAUAUGAUGAAAUAAAUUAAAAAAAUGAGAUGGAAUGGGUGACCGUUAUAACGAGAUCCCAAAAGGAGGAAAAAGUGAAGUAGUAGAACACAUUUUAAUAUAAUUAUACUAUUAAACAUUUACUCCUAUUUUAUUAUAAUUAUCAUCAUACAGAUUCAGAUUCAGAAUCACAAAUUAAUAAACAAAGGAAUACAAAAGCAAAGUCAGCGCCAUUCAGAUUCUGAUGGUAUUGGUAUGAUUUCAACAGCCCUUCGAUACUUGUCGUCCUUCAAUUUUAGGGUAAUAGAUUUCGAUGAUUUUGUGAUUGUUGGGAAUAAAAGGGUGAGAUGCUAUGUUGCUCGGACUCUUCCAAAAUGUUGAUGGGUGCGUGUCAGAUUCGCCAAACCUAGUGUAUUUUUGGAGAGCGCCAUCGAAAGUGAAGAGCCGCACAACUUAGGUGAUAUGUGCCUGGGGUCUAUUGGAAAGAACCUCUUUGCUCACUUUCACGGUAGAGGUAAGGUCUGCAUAUAAGUACCCGCAUCAGACGUCACUCUGUGGGAGUACACUGAGAAUGUUGUUGUUGGAAGAAUAGAAGGGUGAUUGUGUAAUUUGGACAUCUCAUAGAGCUCGCCUGAAAUUUUGUUGGAGCUAUUGGCUUCGUAUACAAUUAUCAUUUACGGGUCAAAAUCUGCUGAACAUGCUAUAGAAUUUUGAAUCUUUGAGGAGAUGGAGAAGACAGGAAAUGAUGUGGGACCAGCAGAGGCUCUGCCUCCUGAUUCUCCUUGGUGGCCAGCAGAUAUUUCUGACAAACUACAGUUGAUCAAUUUGGUUUCUUCAGAAGAUAAAGCAAACUCUACACUGAGCAGCAAGCAGGAGCCAGACGGUCUAGCAUCAAAGAGGGCAUCUCAGAUUCUGUGGGACACGGGGGAACUUGCAGAACCUAUUCCUGAUGGUUUCUACUUUGUUGUUCCAGAAAGAAGAUUCAAGGAGCUAUUCGACACAAUUCCAUCUUUGGAUGAACUUUAUGCUUUGGAGACGGAGGGUCUUCGACCUAAUGUUAUUCUUGUAAAUAUGCAUAAGGAUAAAAAGCUUUCCAUGUUAAAACAGCUAACCCUCACUCUAGUGAAAGGAUUGAGUUCAACUCCAGCUGUAGUGGUGAAGAAGAUUGCAGGGUUGGUUUGCGAUUUCUAUAAACAUCCCAAGUACAAGUCCACUCAUGUGAGUGGUACACUUGAGGAGGUCUCACAUGCUUUGGGUAGUCAAGGAAUCCACAUGCUGUGCCAAAUAAAGGAUGGUUCCUGCCAUUCUCGAGCAAUCUUAUUCAAAGUUCUUGCUGAUACUGUGGGCCUUGAGUGCAAGCUGAUUGUGGGUUUCCCAAGAGGAGGAGCACUGGAGUGCACAGAUUUGUAUAAGAACAUCUGUGUCACAGUCAUUCUGGAUUCCAUAGAACUACUGGUUGACCUUAUGCAUUAUCCUGGCAAGCUGUUUCCUUGUUCAAUGAAGCAGCGACAUCGCUCACAUUUUUUUGGUGAGAGUGACUCUGUAGACACGGAUUCAUGUAACUCACCAAUGGAUCCCAUUAGUCCUACCUGUUUCAGUUCCGACUACAGCGCCACUGGAAGCUUAUCACGCAGUCAGCCCGAUGUCAAAAGUUCACUUUGGCAUGGAAGGAACAAAGUUGUAUCUGAACAGAGGGCCUCAAGUUCAAGUCCAGAGCAUCCUUUCUUCAGAGGACCUGGGAGAUCCAUUCUUGGUGGUCGUGCAAAGUCUUUCAAGGACUGCAGCUAUGAUGUUACUUCUUCAAGGUCUGCUGGUGCAUCACCUGUACACGCUCGUAGAAGAAGACGGAGAUCCAUUAGCAUGAUUCCGGAGAUUGGUGAUGACAUUGUAAGGGUUGUUCGGGAAAUGAAUGCAACUAUGAAGAAAAAUCAUCUGUCAGGGGAACAAGCAACAUUUGAUUUGUCUACAAGCAAAAGGGAAGAUAAUUCUGGUCAUCAAGUACUGAAUGGUGAAAAAGGUCAACCACAGCAUUUUCACAGGAAGUCCUUGACAUCUGACAAAGCAAUAUCCCUGCCUUCAUCUCCACGCUGGAGCUAUGGUAGAGGCAAGACAGCAGGAAUUUUUGGCAGUCCUGAUAUGUUGUCAAGAUUGGACAAAGUGAUAGAAUCAUCAAGGAUCCUCAACAAACCAUUGUUACCAUUUGAUGAAUGGAACAUUGAUUUUUCUGAAAUCUCCAUUGGAGCACGUGUUGGAAUUGGUUUUUUUGGAGAAGUCUUCCGCGGUAUUUGGAAUGGAACAGAGGUAGCAGUUAAAGUUUUCCUAGAACAGGACUUGACUGAAGAGAACAUUGAAGAUUUUGCCAAUGAAAUAUCCAUCCUUAGCCGCAUUCGCCACCCAAAUGUUAUCUUGUUCCUCGGUGCUUGCACAACUCCACCUCGUUUGUCCGUGGUUACUGAAUUCAUGGAGAUGGGAUCCCUAUAUCAUCUGAUCCAUGUAAGUGGACAGAAGAAUAACCUCAGCUGGCAAAGGAGAUUGAAAAUGCUUUGUGAUAUAUGCAGGGGGCUGAUGUGUAUACAUAGGAUGAAAAUUGUGCAUCGCGAUCUAAAGAGUGGAAACUGCCUCGUAAAUAAACACUACAAAGUCAAGAUCUGUGAUUUUGGGCUGUCCCGAUCACUGACUCCAACACCCGUGCAAGAUUCUUCCUCAGCAGGUACACCAGAAUGGAUGGCCCCAGAGCUUAUCCGUAACGAACCUUUCAGCGAAAAAUGUGACAUUUUUAGUCUUGGGGUCAUAAUAUGGGAACUAUACACACUUAAAAGACCAUGGGAAGGUGUUCCAGCUAUCCAGGUCGUAUAUGCUGUUGCGAAUGAUGGAAAACGGCUAGAACUUCCUGAAGGUCCUCUAGGAAAGCUAAUUGCAGAUUGCUGGGCAGAACCAGAUGAACGGCCUAGUUGUGAGGAAAUCUUGUCACGGCUAGUAGAAUGCAGGUCUUCUGCUAAUUGAUUCUUUACAUUCCUGGUGGAAUAUUAGAACGAGGAUUAGUUCUUCGAUGAAAAUUGUAUAUAUAUGUUGCAGACUUUCAACAUCAAUUUCGUUAAACGUUUAAGUCUAUAAAACAGAAUGUUCAUAAAUUUUGAGUUGUACACUUCU
Messenger RNA from Capsicum annuum, 3150 nucleotides. Its product is annotated as serine/threonine-protein kinase EDR1. The transcript is spliced from 17 exons. The coding region runs from base 727 to 3003 and encodes 758 amino acids. Lineage: Eukaryota; Viridiplantae; Streptophyta; Magnoliopsida; Solanales; Solanaceae. Gene Ontology annotation, biological process: protein phosphorylation. The record is from RefSeq and is a predicted model, not a curated record. Gene Ontology annotation, molecular function: ATP binding; protein kinase activity.